UUCCGCGUGGGGAUUCGCCCCCGUGGGGGGCAAGAGCCAGCGGAUCCCGGGGCUCUGCGCGCGUGUGUCGGACGCAGCCCGCCCGGCCGCCGCAGGGACGCGCCGAUUCCUGCGUUGUUUACCGUGCAAGGGGAGGCAGGAAACCAGGGGUGGGGGAAGCUGGGAAGAAGACCCCCUCCCCCACCACGUGAAAACCAAGGUCCAGGCACGGAGUCGGAUCCGCCUGGCGGGGCUGGGCUGCGCUGCAGGGGUCUGGACCCGGCUGGCUGCUGAGCCGCGACCCUCUCUCCGCGCUGCGGGGGCGGAGGGCUCGUGUACCGCGGCUUUCCCCGCCCCCCUCCUGUUUGGGCCGGUCCCCCUCCCGCGCUAACCCGCCUGGUCACCCUGGCCUGCGGCAGCCGCCGGUGAAGGGUGCUGCGCGGCGGAGCCCGGGAGAUGGAGGAGGAUACAGCUGGGGGAGGAGAGGCGGGGAGGAAGCACCAGCUGGCGGCGGCGGGCGGAGGAGGAGCAGGCGAGCCGAGGGAUGACAGGGGGAGCGGAGCGGGAGGAGGAGAGGGCAUGUGGGACCAGCUGCUGGACGGGCUCCGCAGCCGGGAUCCAAGAGGCAGCGGCGGCUGCAGCCCCUGCCCCAGCCCCAGCCCCAGCCCGGCCGAGAUGGCGCUGCACAAGCAGGAGCAGGCGGUGUCCGAGGCGAAGGGGCCCAAGGCGGAGGAGGAUGGCGAGGCAGCCGGGGCUAGGGGGCUGCAGGGGGCCGGGCUGGGCUUCCAGCCUCCUGAAGGCGGUUUCGGCUGGAUCGUGGUCUUCGCCGCCACCUGGUGCAACGGGUCCAUCUUCGGCAUCCAGAACUCCUUCGGGAUCCUCUACGUGAUGCUGCAGAGCGACCUGGGCGGCGGCGAGAAGGACCCCACGCUGGAGUUCAAAACAGCGCUGGUCGGAGCCCUGGCCAUGGGGAUGAUUUUCUUCUGCUCGCCUAUUGUGAGUAUCUUCACUGACCGGAUUGGCUGCAGGACGACAGCAGCCUCGGGGGCAGCCAUCGCUUUUAUUGGACUCCUUUCCAGCUCUUUUACAAAGUCCCUUGAAGUCCGCUAUUUCACCUAUGGAAUCCUCUUUGGAUGCGGCAGUUCCUUUGCUUUCCAGCCCUCCUUGGUCAUCCUCGGCCACUACUUCAAACGCCGUCUAGGCUUGGCGAAUGGCAUCGUGGCCGGAGGGAGCUGCCUCUUCUCAAUGUCCCUUCCUUUCUUUUUGAAAACAAUCGGGAGCACCAUCGGGCUAGCUCACACUUUCCAAGUUCUCAGCGCCUUUAUGUUCAUCCAGAUUCUCUUGUCUCUGACUUUCCGGCCCAUCUUGCCACCAUCUUGUGACUCUCACCAUGAUAGGCAAGACAAACUGGCCAGCCGGAACAUGAAACAGCAGUGUGGGUCUCAGAUGCGGAAGUAUUUCAACAUGAGGGUUUUCCGGAGACAGACGUACCGAAUUUGGGCUUUUGGGAUUGCGACAGCCGUCCUGGGAUACUUUGUACCUUACGUGCAUCUGAUAAAGUAUGUGGAGGAGGAGUUUAAGGAAAACAAAAAGGAAUGGAUUCUCUUGGUUUGCCUUGGAGCCACAUCAGGGCUUGGGCGUUUGGUUUCUGGCCGGAUUGGUGACUGCAUUCCUGGACUGAAAAAGAUUUUCUUGCAGGUUGCCUCCUUUAUGCUUCUGGGCCUCAUGUGCAUGAUGAUUCCUCAGUGCCAAGCGUUUGAGGGGGUCAUUGUCGUCUGCCUCUUUCUUGGACUUUGUGAUGGAUUCUUUAUAACCAUCAUGGCCCCCAUAGCCUUUGAACUGGUUGGACCCAUGCAAGCUUCUCAAGCCAUUGGCUAUCUCCUGGGACUUAUGGCCAUUCCAAUGACGGCUGGCCCACCAAUAGCAGGAUACCUCCAUGAUUAUUUUGGGAAUUACUACCUAGCCUUUUACUUAGCUGGAGUUCCCCCAAUUAUUGGGGGCUUGGUCCUCUCUGUUGUUCCUCUGAUCCAUCAAAGAAUGCUCAAGAAGCAGCAGAUGGAUUCUGGCAAAGACAAGAUGUUGGUUUCAGAGACUGUCAUGAACGGUGAGCUUCUUCCAGGCUGUCCUGCCACUGAGGCGCAUGUAUAAAGCCUUUCCCCAUGCAGCCAUCCACCCCCAGAUACACACAUACACGCUAUCACCACCAGCAUCUUCUCACUUGACUGAGCACAGGCCCUUUUCUAAAAGGAGCAGUACCCUCCCAGAUUGCAGAUGAGCAGCACCAAAUACGUAAAGAAGAGAGGUCUCCUAGUUCCAAGCAUGAGCUAAUGGAGCUGUUUUUCAGGAUGUUUUGAUUUGAAACUUGUGUCUUUCACCAGCACUUUUCUGAAGAGAAUUCUCGCUAGAACUCUAACUCCGUUCCCCACUCUCAAUUUUCUGUUUCUCACAGCAGUGGUUUACAGUUAAUUAAAUGCCUUUAAAACAGGCUGUAUAUGGAGCUUGUUAACCCGUUUGAUUUUAGUUUCAGAUCCAUCCCAUCACACAACGGUGUCAGUGCUGCUUGGAUGAUGCCUUGGAGUGGGAUUCCAUUCCAUGCCACCUCAGUUUAAUCUGCAAUUAACAAAUUUUCAGACUGUUUUUUGAUCCCAUGUGAAGGCAAAAGAAGUCCAGUGGGGGUAAUCUUUGUAUCUUUUGUGAGAGUGCUCUGUCUCUCCUUGUCCUUCAAAGAAUCUAUCUUUGAAGCUGUCAGCAUGCUUUUAUGGACCAUCAGUUAAUCUCGAUAGAAUGGUCUGCCAGUAGACUCGAAUUCCUGCUAUCCUUCCUUGCUGUCCCAUGUUAAUAUACACCAAGAAGGGAACAGCCCCUUACUAUCUAAUCUUCUACCCAAUUGGCUGAGGACAGUGAAGGUAAGUUAAUGCAUUGGCUACUUCAGAUGCAAGUUUCACUGGUCUCAACACUCCUGUCUUUCCAUCUGUUCUUGGAGUAUGCUGCAUUGCAGUGGAAGAAUCCUUCUGACCACUUGCUGUGACUCGGUGUAUCACUGGUCUCCACCAAAGGUUUAGGGCUUUGUAUCACUGCAGGAAAAAGAGGGGGCUGAUAAAACAGAAGGGCAGAAAAGGAAGUAAAAAAAGAAUGAUUGGCUUUGUGCAGCUACUAUGAAUGACCAGCUCUAUACAUUCAGGUUUUCUGCUCUGAAAGCCAGGAAUCUGUACCAUUUCCCAGUGGUUCAAUCUGUCAUUCAUCUCAGAUUUCUUGACCAGUAACUAAAUUAGUAUGCUUCCAAACCAUCCAUUGAGAGGGGAAGAUUGUGCUGUAAUCAUUAAAAUACUAAAUUUUGGAAGGCAACAAAAUUACUAGCAUUGAAUCCUCCAAGAGGAACAGUUAGUCGGAGCUGAGUCCUGAUGUUUACACAAGUCAGUAUUGGCCUGAGCCAUUCCAGUUGGUUAACUCCUCUUUUAGUAUUAUUUUUUUUAAUUAAGUUGCAGUAUGUGAGUUAGUUUUUGCUCAGAAUUCUGAAUCCCCUAGCGUAUCUGUAGGGCUGUCAAAACAUGUGCCGUGUGAGC
Chelonoidis abingdonii (Abingdon island giant tortoise) is the source of this 3542-nucleotide messenger RNA. It is a transcript of the gene SLC16A2, whose product is annotated as solute carrier family 16 member 2. Gene Ontology annotation, biological process: transmembrane transport. Gene Ontology annotation, molecular function: thyroid hormone transmembrane transporter activity. NCBI's taxonomy places the organism in Eukaryota, Metazoa, Chordata, Testudines, Testudinidae. The record is from RefSeq and is a predicted model, not a curated record.